AGUGAAUCAAUAUUGAAGUAACCAUGAAAUUUUUACUGAACUUGAUGACGAGCUAAACAGGCAAAAGUAAAAUGAGCACGCCGUUGAGAGCAAACAUAUCGCGCGGAAACCCGGACAAGGUGUUCGACUUGAUCGAGAAGGUCGGGGGAGGAACUUACGGAGAUGUCUUCAAGGUUGGUUUGUAUCUUCUGGUUUAUUUAUUUUGAAACGAGUGGUUCCUGCGUUUUCGAUAUAUUGAAUCCUGUUUUGUAGCAUGUUUUAAUUCCACUCAAUGAAUUUGAAAUUUAACUCCAACUCUAGGCCAGAGUGAUUGCUACCGGAGAACUAUCGGCGGUGAAAGUUGUCAAGAUUGAGCCAGGCAAGUUGAAUGACUGGUUAAUUCUAAGCUAGUUUAAAGAGGGAUUUAAGUCUUUUCUUAACUGCUGCAUGGCCAUUUUUAUUAAAGUGACGAAGGACCAUUGGAUUUGUAGCACUAAAACCCAAUAGUUCUUGCGUUUACGUGAUCUUCAAGUGUCAUUUACACCACGAAUGCAGCUUGCUGCUCAAUUAACGUCCGUCUAAAGGCUUCCAAACAUGGUAUUGUUUAGUUAUUGUUGCAUAAUUCACUGAGCUCAUCUUAGUUUGAUACUUAAAGGCAUAUUUAACUAAUGUACACCAACGUUAGUUUAGAAACUGAAUACAUUUUCAACUCAUCGACUUAUUCCAUGCAAAUUAUCUGGUGACCGAUGUUCAAUAUUUCCUCCUUUGCUAAAAAUAUUGUGGAAACCAAGUUUCUUUUUAAUAUCUGGGGAGUGUGUAUAUUAUUUGCCAGUUGAGCUAAAAUAGUGGCUCAAGAAUUACCAUAAUCAGUGAAAACGUGAUUAAAAACAACCUGGACUGAUGCAAGCUUUAAGAAUGCACUGUGGGAGUUUAAAAAGCGAAGAUAAUGAUACAACCUAUUUAAGUUUGAUGUUGUACUAAUUUGCAUUUCAACAUUAAUUAAUUAGUUAUCACGACUGGUUAUCUAUUCACGACAACAUUAAUAAAAUCUUCAAGGGUGAACUUGCAGUUUGAUCAUGUUAAGCUUUGCAAAAUUGUAGCAGAAACCAUACAAUAAUCAUUAAAUCACAUGUCAAUGUUUUUUUCUGCUCUUAGCAGACCGUAAAAUUCUUUUGUCAAUAAGCUGUAACUUAAUGAAUCUAAAAUGCUUUCACAUUAUGUUUACACGUCAUUCCAUGACAUUAAUUUUGGCAGGCUUUUCAGUCACGAAAAUGGCACAAUUCAUAAUAAAAGCUAAGAAUUUCCUGAUAGCAAUAUUUUUGUUGUCAUUAAACUAUCUAUAGAUCCAUUUAUUUUUCUCUCCAGACUACCCAAAACUGAAAAAAAUUCAAACUUUCAUUUUUGCAUAACCAGAAGUUGUCACAUGCUGCAUGUAUUUUGGCUUAAUUUUCACCUUGAUUAAAAUUUUAUUUUCUUGUAUUUCAAACCCCAUAUGAUACAUACAAUAAUUAUUAUAUUACUACAUGAGAAAUUUCUGCAAUUUGAUUGGCUUAGAGCAGUAGUAUUUCACCUUAAUUUGAAAUACCUAAAUGUGAAAAAUACAAAUCUUUUGCGGAUAGUGGUAUAAACAAAUAAUAGCAUGAUUUGUACGUGAUAUUUGGCAUAAAUACCACUCAUGAUAUUUCAAACUCAAACUCAAACUUUUUUGUAUGACAAUUUUGAAAUAUCACUCGUGGUAUUUAUGCCAAAUAUCACUACAAAUCAUGUUAUUACCUAUACUAAUUAUUGUAAAACAAACUGAUGGAAACCAAAAUUUGAAACAGGAAUGAAAUUGAACCACAACCUGUAUGCAUAAAGCAUGCUGUCUCUUGGCAAUUACAGGGCUCAAAAAAAAAAUUUGAAUUCCAGCUUGUCUUUUGGGCGAGCAGCUCUCACAUUUUGGUUGUCCGGGGCCACUUCUUUCUCAACUAACGUAAUGAUUUAGAUAGAUGUGGAUCCAAGCCUUGUCAUAGCAUUGUUUCUUUAGACAAGAAACUUUGCUCCCCUUAAAUUCUCUUCACCUAGCAGUAUACAUACAAAUGGGUCCCAGAGAUGGUGUACUUCUAAAGAUAAUGCUGCAAAGGACAUCUCUUUGAAAAAGACAACUUGAGUUCAUCCCUGCAAUCUUUCAGUCAUUUCCUUUGACUUGCCAUAAGGCAAGAUGAACACUUACGCCAAUCCGAGCAGUAUCCAUGGAAAAGAGAUGCCUGUAUAUUGAAUUGACAAAAUGUGUUCCUUUGAAGCACAUUUCCUCCUUUCUUAGAGAGGGGACGAGAGAGAAUAGACACCUAGGUUAGAAUGAUCAAGGUGUACAUAUGUAUGAGUACCCGAAAUAAGGGGAUUUCCAAAGAUUCUCGAAAAGAUUCCUUAUUGUUUUUUAUUCAACUUUAAUGUUUUCAUAGGAGAUGAUUUUGAGCUAAUUCAGCAAGAGAUUGCCAUGAUGCAACACUGUCAACACCCUAAUAUUAUCCAGUAUAUGGGUAGUUACCUCAGGUAUGCUACUUGCUGAGUUAAGUUCGGAAUAUGAUGAAGACCAAUCAAGAUUUCAAGUAAUUAGCUACUAAUGAAGUUGUUGAAAUUUGUAAUGCAAAUCUUGAAUAUAAACAUUGGCCCAUUCCUACAGCUUAGACAGUAAUGCAAAUCUAAUGGUUGCGAAACGUCCAGUGCAUCACCAGCACCAUUAGAACAUAUUAUUUUAUGUUGAAGUUUAAAAUGAAAUUUACAUUCACAGUGUACGUCUAGCUUAAAGCAGUUUCAACUAAGUCUAAUAAUAAAUUCUUAGUUUACUUUGUCUUUCAACAAAAUAGAAUUAAACUUUUGUUUGCAGUAAGUGCUAGUUUUAGGAAUUUUGAAAAGUUCAAUGUAUAUUUUUUUCUAUUUUAUUUCUAACAUUUGUUUGUUUGUCUUCUUUACCUUUUUUUUUUACCUUUUUUAGAAGGGACAAGUUAUGGAUAGCAAUGGAGUUUUGUGGCGGAGGCUCGGUUCAAGAUAUUUAUUGUGGUUAGUGUUCAAAAACUCCCUAUUAUAAAGUCCUCAAAAUUAAUAAUUAUUAUCUGUUCCACUCCAUGUGGCAAUCAAAGACAACAGGGGCAGAAAUCUCAAUGUCAGAUGUAAAAGUUAACAUUUUGACGUUCAGACCAGUCAUUCUCUCUAUUUCAACACUAGGCAUCAGAAGUGGAAAAUUUUGAAUGAAUCUCUAGAAUUAAUCAAGUUUUUAAACUUUUUUAUAUAUAUGUGAAUUUCAUUUUUAUGGUUUAGUGCCAUACUUUUAUUAUUAUGUGUAUUUAUUUUUUUAUUUUGCUUUUUUUCUUUUUUAUUUCAGUUACAGGACCAUGUUCCGAAAGUCAUAUUUCCUUUAUUUGUGUAGAAACACUGAAGGUAUUUUGUUGUUUUACUUCUCAUUCACCACUUAACCCUUCGAGUCUCAAGAGUCACCAACAUCAAUAAUUAUUUUCUCCUACAUGUAACAAUAUCAAAUACAUACUCAACAGAAAAGGAUAUGAGAAUUAAAUAAAAUGAUCACUAAAGGGAGAAUGCUUUGAUCUUUUAACAAAUUCUCUCAACUUAUUCUAUGAGAAUUGUAUGAAGGGCAGUCUUGAGAAUUUGCUGGUGGAUCUUGGGGCUUAAAGGGUUAAAAUAGUCGAGAAGGGAACUGGAGCUGAAGUGCAUUCCUGAUGCAUAUUUACUUACUGGAGACAUGCUGGUCAGCUAUUGGCCAUUUUUUUCCCUGUCCCUAACAACAGUCAUAUAAGUCUUUGCAAAAGUUAUCACAGCUUCAUUUUCUUUUCAUUUCAAAAGAGGCAAAUUAACGGUACUGAAGGAAUAAAAUGUAAUCAUUCUGUGAGGACUACAAGCUAGGCACUAACGACCGAACCAAAAUCAGGUAGACCAUCACACAAGGUUCCCAGGGAAGUUCUUAGGUCUCCUGUGGCUCCUUUGGGGUCUGGGGUCUUCAUUCUAGAUUUAAGUAUGAUCAGUUUUGAAACUUACAUUGAAAUAUCAGUUGAUGACCUGGACCUGCUCUACUCUGGGGUUUUUUAUAUUCAAGAAACAGGCUCCUGGACAUCAGUGGACUCUGCACAACAACAGAUAUUACAUGGUGUAAUUUGAGACAAUUUUUUUGUUGCAAGCAUUACAACUGUUUGUUUUUUUUGUUUUUCUUCAGGGUCUGGGACAUCAUCUUGUCUUUUAGGAAAUACAAAGUGCUAAUUUUAACCUAUAAGGCAAUACAUGAUGCACAUAUAUUUCAGGGACAUCAAAUUAUAAUUUAAGAUCAUCGUAUACUAAACCUUAAAUGCUACAAAAACAAAAAAACAUUGGGACCCACAGUCCUGGCUGAAAGGUUGUGGACGAAAGUCGUAUGCUUGUUUUUUUUUUUUUUUUUUACCUCUUUUUUUAGUUUAUUUAUUAGGGAAUUUUUACUAUAUUAGCAAACUGGCAUUUUCAAACUCAUAAACAAAGCCUUAACCACAAUCCUGGCUGGCUUCUUUUGUGUAUGGAAUUUGCUGCAAACUGGCACUACAAACUCAUAAACACAGCCUUAACUCACACCCCAUUCGGAAAGUUUAAAAGUUUAAUCCCGCUUCACACUAGCCCGUCCUCUGAGUAUCUAUCGUUUUUCUCAACAACAAUUAUUAUUCAGUGGAACAAAGAAAUUUGCCUGCCUCUGUCUUUAGCAAACACUGCUCUUUAGAUACUUUCAAAGCCCGUGUAAAAAGCCUAAAUCAUCUACCUGUUUAUUAGAAUAUGAAGUUAACUUUUCUUUCCUCUUUCUUUUUAUAUAUUUAUUUAUUGUUUUGUUUUGUUUUGCUGACCAACCCAGCCAAUAAUCCUUAAAUGUGAGGGGUAGGCUAUAUAUACAGUAGAUGUAAGUGUUAAACUUAGGUUUCUUUGCCAUCUCCCCCCUGAUCAAAGUUGAGGUCCGUAACCUGUGCAAGAUGUGUAAAGGGUAUUUUGCCUUUUAGCAUCCAACACUGUCCGGCGGGCGGGGGCGGGGGGGGGAGGGGAUUAACUUGAUUUACAUCUCCCAAAGUGUCCCAAACCUUUUGACCAGGAUUGCAGCUGAAGCAAACCAUCAUGCAGUCAAACGCUACUGAUACUUGUAGUUAACUGACAUUCAACAUUGGAUGUUUUGUUAAUGCAAAGAUUUUUUCUUUAGGGUGCAAACAUCCUCUUGACAACGCAAGGCAGUGUGAAGCUUGGUGAGCCGAUCUUUAACCCUUCAAACCUUACUAGCAAAAUCUAAAUUUACAUUUGGUGAAUUAAAAACAAAAGUUAAGAGUGGCAUGAUUUAUUGAAGUUACUUUUGAACAGAAUGAGAAAGCAUGGCACAUUUUUAGGUCCUUGUUAGUAUGAAGAAGGGAGUCCAAACCUUCAAACCACAAAAAUCGGGAUUCCCAGCAUGUAUGUAAAAAGUAUUGGUUUAUGCAGAAACCACAAGUUAAGUUUCCAAGUCACCCAAGAAAAAAAUUAAUGUUAGCUGGGUUGAGUGGACACUUCCUCUAGAGCAGAGGCUUGACAAGACUCUAAAAGCAGUUCUUCCCAUUGGUGUACACGUAUUUGUACAUGUUCUUGAUCCGUAACACCAAUACAUGAAUUAAAGGGGCUGUGUCAUGGCAGUUCAGUUCAUUUUGUUUAAUUUUGCCAAUUACUCGCCCUCAAUCGCUAUGGAACUUAAAGUAAGCAAAGAAAUUACAUGAAAAUGACAAAAUCAGAGAUUCAAGACAAACAAAUAUGUCUCCUGAGCAUUUUUUUUGAAGUUGCAAACAGCAGAGAUCAACUUUGAAAAACUGUUAGGCUGAACAGUUUUCAAAAACCCUAAUCAAAUCCGUUUCAAUCUGUUUUCAGUUUUGCUCAUCCGUGGCAUCUGUUGUAACUGUUGUGUUACUUUAAGGUUUCUUUAAUGUUUUAAGCGGCUAUUUUUACGUUUCUCUUAAUUUAAUUGGUAUUUUGUAAUUUCCUAAUUUGGCUGAAUUUCAUGACACAGCUCCUUUAACUGAAAAUAUAUAAAUCUUGUGUUGUCCACAGCUGAUUUUGGAAUAGCAGCACGAAUAUCUGAUACCUUGGCUAAAAGAAAGUCAUUUAUAGGAACACCAUACUGGUGAGUAGAAAACAAAUCUGUUUGCUGAAUAGAGAAAGUCAUACAUGUAAUUAUCUUGGAAUUAACCCUCUUCUGCAAACGUGGCAACAUCAGCCCUAGACCUUUCUAUAAAGAAUGCGAAAACUAAAUUGAAUUAAUUUUUAAUUGAUGUUCAACCAUACCAUUCCUGCUAUAAGGAGAAAGUGAAAAAGAAAACUCUUCUUAGUUGAAAUACUGGCUUUAACCUUCCUAUCCUAAUGAGGAUGAGAUUAUAAAUUUCAAGUACACGUGUUCUCUUUUGCAAGUCAUCAGUAAACUCAUUAGUAAUAUAUAACGUAUUAUCAGCUCUCCCAAGUUUUUGAUCUUGUGAUAUUUACCUCUAAGUUACUGCUUUAUUUUUUCCCAAAGGAUGGCACCAGAAAUGGCAGCAGUGGAAAGAACAGGAGGAUAUGACUUAAAAGUAAGAAAUUUUGAAUCAUUUAACGUUUCUGGCAAACUGCCUUCCUACCCCUCCCCUAAGCCAACAUUAACACUUACUUCUCACUUAGGGCAAAAUGUUGGCUUAGGGGAGGGCUAGGUGGGCAGUUUCCCGGAAACGUAAUGAACUGAGAAUAUGUUAAGAUUUUCCCAUGCCAUGUUUGUGAUUAACAACUCACGUUCUGUUCUGUUACUUUUUCAGUGUGAUAUCUGGGCUGUUGGAAUAACAGCUAUUGAAUUAGCUGAACUUCAACCUCCUAUGUUUGACUUGCACCCCAUGAGGUUAGCUCUUCUAAGUAGAACUUAUUAAAAUCUCCGCUCUGCGCUUGUAUUAUUUUAAUGUCUCCUUUGUUGACAUCUUCAAAAUUCAAGUAUGCCAAUAUUAGCCCAACAGUACUGAACUGUGCAAUAAUAUCAAUUUUGUUGUCAUUGUGUGGAAGACCAGACUGUUUCAAUCAAACCUGUAACAGCUAUGUUUAACCAAAGUGCAUCAUCUCUAUUUCCGUGAGCAGUUGGGAAAGAGUAGAACUGGAAAUGAACAAAUGAUCGUCGCAGUGAACGCAAUUUAUGCAAUUUCGUAAAGAAGCCUGAAAAAAAAAUUCAGGACUUCAAUGGGGUUUGAACCCGUGACCUCGUGAUUACCGGUGCGAUGCUCUACCAACUGAGCUAUGAAGCCACUAACGUUGGGAGCAGGUCAAUUGUGGGUUCAUAUGUUCCCAUGAAAGAAACGAGUGUUAAUGAAUAUGAAAUAAAUCAUAUAUGAGCUGCGGAAAUGAAAUGGAAAUGAAGAAAUGAUUGACGCAGUGAAUGCAAUUUAUGCAAUUGUGUAAAGAGUAGAACUAUCAGUCAUGUCUACAGUUCAUCACAUAAUUAUUUUAUUUUGUUGAGGUCAUACAGUAUUUUCACCAUUUCAUUUGUAUCAUUGAAAAUAAUUAUGCUACCUUAUUACAUGCAUGAGUCAUAUUUUUGUCACAAAGCCAAGGUGCCUGUGCUGAGAGGAGGGGUUAAAAAAUUGUUUAGUUGAAAUUCUUGUUGAAUUUCAUAUGUUGCCAACUGAUACAUGUACAAACAUUAUUCUCUUGUUCUGUACUGUUUCCAUUCUAACAGAGCGUUAUACAUGAUUGGAAAAAGAAGUUUUGUUCCACCAACAUUAAAGGAAAAAGAAAAAUGGUAAAGUUGUCGUCAAAUUUUCUCUGACUCUAUGAACUUUAUAUUUGCAUACAAAGGCAAGUAGUAGAAUGAGUGUUAUCCCAAUUUGCAGGUCAGUAGAACUGCACAAUUUUAUAAAAGCAGCACUCACCAAAAAUCCCAAGAAAAGACCAACAGCUGAUAAAAUGUUGAUGGUAAGAUUUGUUUGAUCUUUGAUAGUUUAUUUGUGUUAUUUUUGUUAUUUUUCCUUGGUUUGUUUGUUUUCAAGAUCAUCAUCAUCAUCAUCAUCAUUAACAACAUGACACUUUAUUUAUUUACACCAUUCACAGAUUAUAUUUUUAGUAAAAUUUUUUACUGCCAUUUAUUAUCACUAAAUACUUAUUAAUAUUUAUUAUUAUUAUUUCUUGGUGUCAAAAUGCCAGAUAUUGUUACAUGUAGGACAGAAGAGUCAUCAUAGUUAUUUUAAUAUACUAAGUUAAACCUGUCUUACCUAAUGUCAGAUGCCUUUCUGUUGCCAUGGAUAUACAAAAGCAGUGACACAGGAUUUGAUGGACACCUUUAAAGCUAAAUCACAAAAGAAAGGAAAUCGUCUGAGACAACAAGAAGAAGAGGAAGAGGAUGAAGAGGAUGUAGUUGAUGAGGUGACAUUACUUGUUACAGAUUCAAGAAGUUUGUUUUCUGGAUUGUACUCCUGAAUGCAACACACUGUGGUUGUUAAUAUUUCAUGUUUCAUAGUACAGAGCCACACAUCAAAGAUAUUGUAUGGCUCUUAUGAACUGAUACUGUAUAUAAUGCUGUCCAUAUCAAUAGCAGCUGAGAGCUGCCAAAAUGGUGCAUCUGCUGACCAGUAUCUCAUGACUAUUGUGGGCUCAGAUGCUUUGGAAUAAGUAAAUUUUCAUUAGUCUAUUUUGAUUAGGGCUAUUUAGUUCAAAGUUUUUUUUAUUGCAGUAUGGUUUGAAAGUUUAUUGUUUUGGGCAAUAGAGUACUGAAGUAUGGCGUCAUAAAAAUUAGAUUUGACAAAUUAUGGUAUUUGUCAAGACAUUCUGAAAGAACAACAUCCAAGAUGCCUACUUGCCAAAAAUUAGCAUUGUGGGGCAAAUUGUCUCUGAGAUAUUAGCCCAGUUAUGCUUUGAUAACUUGAUACAAAUCCUUCUUAAUUUGGCUUGGGUCUAAACUUUUAGACCUAAGACAAAUUUAGAAGGAUUUGUAUGGAGUUAUCAGAGCAUAGCUGGGCUAAUAUCCUUAGAGACAAUUUGCCCUGAAAUGCUAAUUUUUGGCAAGAAAGCGUCUGGACGUUGUUCUUUGACAAUAGCUUGACAAGUCCCAUAAUUUCACAAAUUAAUUUUUAUGACGUCACCACUUUAGAACUCUAUUGAUUGGUAUUUAAACAGAUGUUUCGAGGCUGGACUAGAAUAGUGAAUUUUUUAUCUGUGAUUUGCAGAAUGUUCAGGUUUUAACAAGAAUACGAUCAACAAAAGCUGUGGAAAAGAACAACGACAAAAGUAGCAUGCCAACUGAUGGAAAAUGUAAGUAGCAAAUUGACAACAAUGAGACAUAGCAUUGUUACAAAUCUAAGGUCAAGCUGUUGUUUAUUUUCUUUCUUUCUUUUUUGCAGUGGAUGGCGUGCAAGUUGAACAUGAAACAAGCACCCACGAUCAGGUAUUGAUUUGUAGUAAGAGACAACUUUAACAUACAAAUUGUCAUGACUGUUCUACAUACAUUUCCUAGCGGAAUUACGUAAGAGAAUUUGAGACAUGAUCAAAGACAUUCAAGUGGAACUGUACUAUUGCAGGGUGAUGGAGUGACCUGUACUGUCCAAUAGGCUAUUUUAUCAUUACUGAAAUCAAGGCUGCUCUUAGCCAAUCAGAUUGGAGAAUUUUGUUUUAGUUAUGACUCGUUUAUUGACUUAGGUACAGUGUACAGGCACUGAAGUGGUUGUCCCUAAUCAUGUAUGUUUUAAGCAGUUAAAUUUCCACCUCUAUAAGAAAGCUAGCACAACUUUAAGGUCACAUACGUACAUACUUAGGCAAAGCAUAAAGAUUUAUUUCAUGAUAUUUUAACUCAUUUAUCUUAUUUGUGUUAACAACAGACUCACAAUGGAUCAGAAAAGACAGUGAAUGGAGAAGUUGCAAUGAAUAAGUAAGUACACUCCUGAAAUCUUUAAGAAAGGACAAUUUUCAUUGUCCGUUCAAAUGGCAAUAGAGGGGGGGGGAGGGGCAUCGAAAGUGUCCUUAUUAAUCCAUGAAACCCUAAGAUCAAAAUCUGAAUUCUCAUUUGUUGCCCCUAUUCAUUUCAUACAGAAGCAGUGGGGAGAAGUUGAUAAAAUAUCAAGCAAAUUCAUCUUGUGUGAUCAUGUCCGUAAUUCUCAUGACCACUCUGUUUUACAAUGCAUUGAUAUUACAAGGAGAAAUUUGAUGCUGAUCACUCUAGGGUUUAAAGGGUUAAUCAAUGAGGUGUCUGUAUUAAGCGCGUUGACAAGACAGGACAAGAGAAAACAGAAAUUUUGUUUAUACCACACAGAAAAAAAACAUUACAAAAAAGACAAUGCUACUUAUGUAACAUACAAGUCACCUAGAAAAUAGCUACUCUUGCCGGGGGUUCAUUAUAGAUUAAUGAGGUUGUUUCAUGGAGGGGCAAGUAGAAAACGCCCCCAUGAACUGCUCACUACAGACCCAGACAUUCUUUUUAUCAACAGAACAGGGACUUUGUAAAUGUAACUAGGUUUUUCUUUUCCCAGAGAUAAAGCAAACUGUCUGUAAAAAUGAAGUGUCUUUAUUAAGCGGGUGUCCACAAAGCUGGGUUUUAUUUUUGCAACCCAGAUACCACAACCCCAUUUCCCAAGGUAAAGGUCACUUUAUGGUCUUGAUCUUGGCUUUGCCCCCAGGCACCAAGGUGAUCCUGUGAACUUGAUGGACUGGUCGGUUGCCAAAAAUUUUGUGACAAACUUAAUUUUUUCCUAAUUUCCCCAUUCUAUUAUAAUAAUAAUUUUUGAUAUUGUUUUGGCCUAAAAGUGGGCUCGUCAAUUCAUGGCAUUUGAAAUAGUGGCACAUUUUAGAAAGACUUUCUACACAUCAAGCUUGUAACCCUUUUAGCUGAUAUAACAUUUCUCUUGGACAGACUCCUAUGACCUAAGAACGAAAGGGAUUAAUGUGUGGUAUCUGUUCCAGGAAGGUGUCCCUCUUAUAGAGACAUUCACCAAGAGAUUGUAGUCUGUAUUAUUGGAGCAAAAAAUGUGAUCUUGUAAUUCACAACUAUGCAUUGUCGUGCCAAAGAUGCAGAUGUUAUUUUCUGUUUUGUUUUAGUGAUGAAGAUAGUGGAACUAUGAAAGUUCUUCAAGAGGCUGGAGAAGAGGAACAACCUCCUCCUUUGCCCCCUAAACAGCAUGUAAGAUUUGGUUUGUUUUGCCACGUUUUUAUGAAAAUAGUUGUGGCAUCUACACUGUGUUUCAUUUCGUUUUCACUUGUUAAGUGUGCAAUUAUGUCUCUAGAUGAAUAAAUGUGUUAUAGUAAUAUUAGUAUUGAGUUUUGUAAGGAAGAAAAAAAAAUUAUGCCCUUGCAUCUAUAAUGCUUAUUCAAGAAAAAGAGGUUUUGGUUUUUGGUUGAAGUUAGUGACAGUAAGUUAUGCCACAUAAUGUUUAGUUUUGUAGCAUAUUUAAAGGAAAAGUUUGAGAUGAUUUUGCAGAUAGUUUGAAGCAUUUUUGUUGCUGUCUUCUUUAAAUAACCUACAGCAACGGAACUCACACUAUCAAGUGCCUCAAUCAAGUUUGAAAAGCAAACCUGUUCCCCCUCCAAAACCUGGUCACCUCAAGGUAGUUCGGGCACUUAGCAAUCAAGAAACAAAAGCAGUGCCUGAAAGACAGAGGAAAUUCUCUGAUGCUGAUGCUAUCAACAGAGUACCACCUCCGAAUGUUCCACCACCAGUACGUAUUAUAAAGUUUUGCAGCAAGUAAUAUUACUGUAGUGGAUACCUAAACUUUCAUACUCACAUCAUGUACAGCAGGAAAGUAGCUUUCAUUUGACUGGUCACACCAUAGGGUACGGCAAGAAAGUACUACUCGGUAGCUUUGAUUUGAAUGGUCACACCAUAGGAUUUCAUCCACAGACUCAAAAGUUAGAACCACCUUGUACAGCAUAAUAAACAGUACCACAGGAAAGCACUGCUCAGUAGCUUUCAUUUGAAUGGUCACGCCAUAGGAUUUCAUCCGCAGGCUCAAAUGAUAGAACUACCUCGUACAACAUAAUAAAAAAUGUGUAAUUUUUUUACUUGGAAAUAGGGAUAUCCUCCUCUGUAUUUUUGAAUAACUUUUUAUUUCAGCAAAAUUUUCUUGAGACACUUCAACAAAAUCAAUAUUGGUAUUUUAUCUUAUAAUAGAAGCCACCUGUGGGAGCUCGUUCAUCUGAUCCAGGGAGACCAUCUGCUGCCAGAAGAGCUUCUGUGAGUUAAAACACAGAACUUGUUAGCCUUUUGUUGACAGCUGUUAUCAUCUCUAAGAAUUACAUCUUGUCAGUUGUUAUAUUCGUAUAAUUAGUGUAAUACAGUUUGUAGGUUAUAAUAUAGCCGAAAUUCUGAGAUACAAGAACUUAAUGCUAUUAAAGUGAUGAUGUUUUCAUAGCUGUUCAAUUCCCUGCCUACUCUUCAGGUUACCUGACAACCUGAAAUCUUAGUGACAGCCUUGGGUACAACUCAACUCACAAACAUGUACAUGUAUGAUGUUGACACUGCUAUACAAACUUGGGUCACACUGGUGGGAGAUGAGUACUCCAAGGGUAAAGACGUGGGUCCUCUUUCAAAAAAUUCUCUAGUAACGUUACACCUUUCUCCUGCUACUAGAAUUCUUAAUGAAAACCCUGGUACUCUCAGCACUCCACCAACUUUGCUCCAUGACUGAUUACUGAUUUUGUUUUUUUGAUGUCAUUAAUUAAUAUCAGGAGGUGUUUCUGUUUUGUGAUAUUAUUAGCUCAAUGAGUUUGCCAUAUUUUUGUAGGUGUGAUUAUCCUUCUGAGUGAGAGAGAGCUAGUACUAAAAGUUACUGUCACCAAGUUCAUUAGCGACCCUAAUUAAUAUAUGAUUUGUUUUUCAUAUUCACAGCAAGUUACAACUUGUUUUUCCAAAAUCUUCAAUGAGUGUCCACUGCACAUCUAUUGUACUGGUCUCUGGGUUAAUCCUAACACUAGAGGUAUUAAAGACAAAUACGUAGGCAUUUUUACAGAUAAAAAUUAAGCUAAUCAAAAAUUUGUGGAGAUUCUCAAGAUAAUUGGUUUUUACUAUUAUUGUAUCAAACACAGCUUUACCCAGACACCAUCAAGACUAGCGGUCUGAAAAAAUGAGGCACAUCCAUCCUUUUUAAGUUCAAUUUUGAGGUGUUUGAAUAUUAGAUGAAACGUUUGUUUAUUUUUGUGUUAAAAACAGAAAAAGAGGACAUGCUCCAUUUUCCUCUACCAUGCAGUAAUUUGCUAUAAUUAUUUUAAUAGCAAUAAGUGCAAUUUAAUUUUUGCUGGCUGAGUGGAACUAGAUAAGUGUAAAUAAAUUGUAUAUUUUUUCACAUCCCCACUGGAUGUAAGAAUAUGUCAUGUUAAUCUGGCAGGCAGUUUUUGUAGCAUCCGUCAUUAUGGACGUUUUCCCACCCACUCACUAAGUGGAGUAUGAGAAGUGCAAUUAUUUCUUCGUGAUAUUACCUUUUGAUUUUAUGUUGAUAUUUUUAUUUUUUAAUUUUUUUUAUUUUUUCCCCUGUGUAGAGAAGCACAUCAUAGUUGGGGCAGAGGAGGGUAUUUAUUCACUCAACUUUAGUGAACAAUUACAUGAAGCAGAAAUGGAACAGGUAAUAACUUUGUUAGGGGGAGGGUAGGGGGCUCAUUUUCAAAGCCAGUUAGAAAUGGAACAGGUAACAAGUUUGUCAGGGAGAGGGUAAGGUGCUCAUUUUCAAAGCCAGUUUGUUUUAGAGCAGGUAACAUGUUUUUUAGGGGGAAGGUAAGGGGCUCAUUUCAUUCUUGGCUCACCAACUCCUUUCUAAUAAUGGAAACCCUAAUAAUAUGGGUGGCAACUACAAACCUGGCUAAAAAAAGUUGGGACUCUUCAUAUUUUCUUUGCAUAGACAGUAUAGACCCCUCAUCCUAUCAAAGUGUUGUUUAAACAACCAGUUUUGUAAAGCUUUGUUGAUUUUAAACUUUUUAAUGAGGAGACAAGGCAAAUCAUCCGAGUGUCUCAGCUAUUUUGUUCAGGGUUGUAUGGGUUUAAGAGGAAUUUACAGACUGGCAUUUGGCUGAAAUAAACUCCUGGGUCGGGUUGUUCAAAGAGGGGUUAAGCUAUUAACCAGGGGUUAGUGCAAAAUUUUAAUUCAGAUGUAAUAACUUAUAAAGCAUCUUCAGUUUAAUUCUGUUGGUCUGUUUGAAUUUGGUUAUUGGAUGUCUCUAAAAAGAACAGAGAAAAUGAUCAGAGAAAAUGCUUUUAAAUAAUAGUUGGGUGGUUGGAAGGAGGUACCAAAAAGGCAGCUGAGGAGUUGAAAUUUGAUCUUCCAAGACACAAAAUCUGGCAGUAUGGGUGUGGCUUGAACAUGGGGCCUCCAGAAAGUACCUUGCUCCUUUGUCUGUGUAAUUGUAUCCAUGCAUGCUGUCUCUCCCCUCCCUCUGCCACCUUUAUAGAAUAAUCCUUGUACUGCAGAACCCCCCAGUAGCAUGAUGUAGUCUAAAAUAGAUUAUUCCAUUUUUCGUAGAUUUCUGCAAGGAGGUGCACAUGGCUGUCAGUUUUUCAAAGUCAUAUGGUAUCCCUUCAAGGUAUGAUUUUAAUAAAAGUAAAUCCAUGUCCAUUAUAUUACAUUCUUGAUAGCUUUAAUCAAUGUGUCAAGACAUGCUUUUGUUGAGUUCUUUGUUUGUGUUUCUCCCACGUUGGUCUUUAAGGAUUUUACCUCACUGGAAUGACUGUGUAAACCAUCUUAUUUCACUUGUUGCGAUUGGAAAAAUUCCAGAUGGAAGAUUGGACUUUCUGAUCUGUUACACUGUAGUGUUUGUAUUGCAUGCUUUGAAUGUAAGCUGAUCCAGUUCAGGGAAGGGCCUACAUUGUGAGAAUAUUGUUGAAGAUAUCAAUUUGUUUUUCUAGGUUCCCCCAACUGUGUUUAUAUGCAAAAUUUAGAUACUCUUCAUGACAGACAGGCCUUUUUUCAAACAGUAGCAAGGUAAGAGUCAUUUCAAUCCCAGUUUUAGUUACUUAGGUACUUUUUUCGAAAAUGUGGGGAGUGUUUCCAAAUAGCCUAAUCUAAUUUAUUAUGCAUAACUAAUAUUGCAAGUGUUUAUGUUUAAAACAAUAGGUGUUUUCUUUUUUCAACAGGAACAACAGAAUGUCUGAAACUAGAGGCUGUACAAAAUGCUGUAUUGGUAAGACAUGAAAAUAUUAUUUUCAAACUGUGUCCUUUGUUCUAUUGAUUUUUACUCUGUCAUUUAUUAUUUUUUUUAUGAGGGAACUGUUGUUAUUUCUGAUAAAAAAAAAUAAUAAAUAAAAUUAGUAUGAUUUUAGUGGUAGCAUAGUCAUCAGACUAGCUUUUCAUCUGUCAUGCUCGAAAUCCAAUACGCCACUUCAGAGUUCCAAAAACUCUUGCUUUCAAAACGAGGCUAAGCAUAAAAACCUUUGUUGUGAAAAUCAGAAUGAGUUAUAUUUGCAUGAGAAUAACUAACUCACACUAAGCGUCACUUUGAAAUAGAGGCUUGGGUAACUCACAAAUGGCCUGUUGGAAUAAAAAAGAAGGGAUCAUUGAUGCAUUUCAAAUGACCAACAUCAAUGUUCUCUUAACAAUAUCAGUAUCGAAGAUUCAAGUUUGUUUUAAUUUCAUGUUCAUCUGCUUUUUAAACAUUUUUGUUUGUUUUUUGUUUCAGUAAAUAACCCUUACAACAGUCAAACCUACCUUUGUGUGGCAAUGCAGAAGAGUGUUUUGUUGUACCAGUGGUAUGAACCUUGGCACAGAUUCAUGAAAGUUCAGGUAUUACAUUCUAUAGGAACAAUCUAACAAUAAUUUUAUACAAAUUCUCUGAUCAAAUGACAAACAGUGCCAAGAAUAUGCAUCAUGAUAUUAGAGUCAAUGGCUGCAGGGGAAAGACUACUUAUGGAGGGUUCUAGCAAGGGCAGAGACAGAGUUAAAAGCAAAGAGAGAAGAAAAUCUUUUAAGCUUUUAAACCCUAAUAUCUAAAUUGAGAUUCUCGUUUACUAUCCCUAUACUUUUUCAAUAGAUGUGGCAGGGAGAAUUUGUUGAGAAAUCAAUUAGACUUAUCUUCCCUGAUCAUGUACUCAGUUCUCAUGACCACUCUGCUUUACAAAGCAUUGAUAUUACAAGGAGAAAUGUGAUGCUGAUCAGUCUUAGGGCUUAAAGGGUUAAGGUUUCUAACCCCUAAUAUCAGCAAGCAUGUUCUCUAAAGUGUUCUUCAUAUAUUUCCUUUGUAUGCUUGAAAGGAGAAUUCAUUUCUUAUGGUUCUGAUGAUGUUGAUCUUAUUAGUUUCUCAUGACCUCGAUAUUGAAAUUAAAAUGUUGGCCACUCUGACCAUCAUUCAAAAGGGUUACACUUUAUGUACGAAACAGCUUCCAUCAUUAUAAGAAUCUAAAGAGCUGAUGUUAUUGUCCAUGUAUUUUAAUUAUUUUCACAGUAUUAUGACGUCGAUAUUCCGUCUCCUCCACCAUUAUUUGAGCCACUGGUAAUAUCAGACCUAGAGUAUCCACUGAUAUGUGUCGGAGUGAAAAAAAAGUAAGCACAGAAUGGUGCACUGAUUUUUUCUUCUCUCGAGGGCUGGUUUAUGCAAGCAGUGCAUUGGCAAACUGGUCUCAGUUUGAGUAGCAUACAUGUACAUACAACAUGGCUGAUGACCGUGUUUCAUCUUGCAUCUGAGCUCACGUUUGCUUUUUCCCAAUUCAUGCUGGUUAAAAGCAAGCACAAGUGGUAAUGCAAGAAGUGUGACAUUUUUUAUUUCUUUCAUCAAUGCUUGCAUUUGUAUCACAGGAGUUCACACAUGUUUUCUUGUACACAAGUUUGCAUGUGUGUUUGUGUCACUCAUUUGAACCAGCUACAUGUAGUUUUAAAAUAACAAUUAGCUUGUUGACUGGAGACCUUAUCAAGGCCCUUUAUGGUAACCCCAGAACCAACAUUGCAACUUCAUGCUGAUCAUAAACUGAGUUGUGUUCUAUUUGUUAAAUAAUGUUGUAUCUGAACAACAUUCAUUUUGUUUUCUCUGCUAACCUAAUGCUGAUGCACUUGUUUGUUUUGUUUUGUUUGAUUCUGUUUGUUCUGUUUUCACUGUAGAUCUGAUGGAGAUCUUCACUUUGAUUGUGUAAAUUUAAAUUCCUUAUCCAACUGGUUCGUAGAUGAACCCACAGGUAAUAAUAAUCAAAAAGUAAUUCUUAAGUACAUGUAUGUCUAAAGAGAGCAGUACAUUAAUCUUGCGUGAAUAGGCAAGCAUCAGAAUUUGCUUGUUUUAUGUUGUUCACAAGUCACGGGAAGCAAUGAAAGGGGUUGGUUUGGGGCCUUUGCAUUCAUAUUUAACCCUACAUACAAAUUCUCCAAACUGAUUAUAUUUCCGUUAAGAAUGAGUUGAGAGAAUUUGAUAAAAGAUCAAGGAAUUUUCUCCUAGGUGGUCAUUUUAUUAAUUCUCAUAACCUAAUCUCUUGACAAUGUAUGGAUAUUGUUAGGAGAAAAUUGAUGUUGGUCACUAUUGUGACUUAAAAGGUUUAAGAAUUGCGAGUCAAUAGUAAAUGACUAUUAGCGCACUCUCGCGUGAAUGAUAUUUGUGCUUUGUAGGCUGGUUCUGAUAGUUGUAUCAUUCAAUUAAUGUGUCUAACAACAGUUUUAUUGUUUGUUCUUGCAGGAGAAAAAAUCAAUGCAGACACAGUUGAUCACCUUGAGAAAGACACAGUUCUUGUAGCAUUUGAUAGUACCAUUCCCUUUUGUUGACUACUUUAAAAUUCCUAAUUUUUAUGUUUUUAUUAUUUGUUGUAAGUUAAUAAUGUCAACAUCAAACUGUUUUGUUGGUUGAAAAACGUUCUUAAGUAAUGAUGCAUGUUCCACCAGUGGCUUACCUAAGGGAGGUACCCUUUAGCCCCCCCCCCCCACCCCCUCCCCUCCCCUCCAACUCCUCUGGGGAGGUCUCUUGUUAGCUUGUUCCAGGGAAUCAUUCAGUGAGAUACAAAUACAAGAGGAAGGAAGGUAGUACUUCCAUCUACAAUUCUUAUCUGGACUUUCUUCACCAUCUGAGAGCCUAGAACAGUCUAGUCUCUUAGUGGAUUUUCAGUUGAUUUCUUCUUCCCCCCUUCCCCCGAAACGAAGGAAAAAAUGGAAAUUUUGACGUGGACCUUAUUUUAAAGGUGGGGGAAUUCAGACCAAGAAAAGUCAUGUGAACAUGUACAUUUAUUGGAAGUCAGUUUACCAUAGGAGUGAUCUCACUAUACUAGUAGUAUAAUAGGGAUGUUUUAUUACUGCUUUCUUAUUAAGAACCAUUAUAUUUGCUUUUUUAUCUUUUACAUAAUUAAGUUAAAAAAGAUUGUGAUUUGGUUCGUCAAUUGGCCAGGGUUAGUUGCUUCUUCGUCGUGUCCAUAAGGAUUUAAAUGACGUUCUUUCACCUUAACUUGUGUGUUCAGAGGUUGUUAGGUUUGUCAGUCUUGAAGGAAAACUCAAACAGUUUAGAAGGCAACUGUCAGAAAUUCACUUUGACAUAAAACCAGAAUCUGUUGGUAAGUGUACUCAUGUCUGUUGUGUUUAUCGAUCUCAUAGGUGGACUGGCCUCAAGACAAGUCGCCUAUCUAGAAAAAUACUGCAGAUAAAUGUGCUCGCGGUAACUGGAAAUUUAACAAAGUAAUUGGACUGACGAAAACCAAGGGAUUUAGUCGAAGAAUGUUUAUCGUAUUUAUCUUUGGUUUAAUGUCAUUGGACAUUUAAUGAACACAAUUGUAUCCAGAAAUCGCAAUACGGUUUUAAGUAAGAGAUGAACGAUGCAAGAAAAGAAGCUUGGUCAUUUCGAUGUCAGUGAAGAUAACACUUCUUUAGUUAUGUGGGGAUGAGGGAUGAAAUACAACACGGAUUCACCUAUUUCAGAUCAAGUUCCACCUUUAUCAAGUUGACGGCUGUUUAUUUGAUUUUUUUCAGUUUGUUUACAAGGAAGUGUGCUGGCGUUUCAUGAGCAUGGAUUACAAGGAAGGAGUCUGCAUAGUGGCAAGGUGGGCCUUCUGGUCGCUUUUGUAAAAUUGAUUCCAAGUAGAAUUGAAAUUUUACUAUUUAAGUUCCCCGGCGAACAACAUCAAUUACUAUAAACCUGAACCAGCUUCGUCAUCAUCAUCGUCACUCAUUCUUUAGCUUUCUGGGAAACUGCCCACCUACCCCUUCCCCUGACUUCUCACUUAGGGCAAAAUGAUAGCUUAGGGAAGGGGUAGGUGGGCAGUUUCCCAGAGACCUAAACUGAUUCAAAAUCGUCGGUAACUUGCCUGGCUUUGCUUGGUUAUUGCUUUUUGUUAAUGAUGAUAUAUUUCUGCCAGGUAAACGUGGAAAUGAACGAUCCUAAACGGAAUUUCAGACUCCUGGGUUGCGAAAGGUGAGUAACAGUUAAGACUGCCGUUUUCCUUCCAUUCCAAAUGUUCCACGGGGCGCUGGCGAAAUCCGCUUUACGAGAAGAUUGGGGAGCAAACCAUGCCACUGUUUUUUGAAGUUCUCCUGCGCUUGUCCUACUUAUUUGCAUUUGCUAAUUUUUCGGGGACAGGCUGAGUGAGAAUUGUUCCCUCUUUUUUCUUCCAACAGUAUUGCGGUGGUGGAAAGCAAACCUGCCGAUCACCCCAACGCACCGUGUAAUCUCUAUAUUCUGGCAAGCAAUUGUAGAAAUCCUCAGAAGUAGUCUUGACUGAUACGCAGGCAGUGGCCAAUUAUGAGUAAAUUGCUGUUAAAAGGACAACUAAUCAAUGUUUGCAGUCGUUUUCAUCCCGCGAGUGUGCGGGACGCGUAAGAACAUGGGGCGUGUCUCACCCUUUCAUGCGCAUGCUCAGCCUAGCUGAACCGAUCUUGAGGGCCGUUUGCACGGAUGAUUAUUUCCACAUUAGAAACUAUGAGGAGAGUGGGCACAAGCUUUCGGCGUUACGAAUUCUGGGAUCUUUUAGGUGGACGAGCGUCACUUAUGAUUGGUUAAUGGUUGCCUUGAGUACCGUCGACCAAUCAUAGCCAACCCUUGUCCACCUAAACGAUCCAGAAUUCAGUGCACUCGAAGCUUGUACUAUUCUCCCUAAAGUUUCCGAAGUUGGAAUGGCGAUCUUUAGAUUUGAUUACGAGUACAACUUUGGAAAUUGAACUAUAAUUCUUUCCUGCCGACUAGCACGUAAAAGCGCGGUAGGGUUAAGAUAAGUCGAACAACUGAUCAUCUGCAGCGCGGGAUUUUUUUUUUGAAAGAAACUCGUGCUCGUAGUCCAAUCUUAAGGUCCCUUUUAUCGCGCAAUCAGAGCUGUAAUCUGCUUGUUGGCAAUUACUUUGCCGCCAGGUCCAUGCAACGAUGACCGAAACUUAUUGCAUUCUGUCCGCCCUAUUUACGUACUCAUAGUUUGCCUAUGCUCAUUGUUCAUAAAUGUACCAAAAAUAUCUCUCUUCAUACAGUCGCUUUUCUUUUCACGCGAUAAAAAUCACCCGUGUAAACGACCCUUCAGGCGUUGAAUCGGUGCGAGUGCGACCUCUUAAUGAUUAAGGAGGAUUUUUAAUUAUCAUAAAUGGUUUUGAUCGUUUUAGUUAAAAGUAAACGGUUGGAAAUCGAUACAAAUUUAAAACAGAAUUGGGCCGUUUGUGUUGGUACUCCAAUUGAAAGUUUUUGCUCCUUUAAAAGGUCUUCCGAGAAGUGUUUGCGAAAGUUAACUCGGAUUAGUUUUCCUCUCGCGUGCCGUUUCGAGUGGAACAAUGUUACUUAUUAUUAGACUCAUUUACAUGAUAACGUCAAAGUGUUGACUGCUGAAGAAGUGAUGUGUUCAUUAUGUGCGUCAUCUUUUCUUAAUGCUUUAAGACUAAGUUAGUUAAGAAAUAAUCUAAUUAAUCUUUUAAAGACGGGAAAAGAUUUUAAAGAUGUUGUAAGAUAUAUUUCAGGGUGAAAGGGUUGGAAGUGAGCAUAAGAAUUGUUUCUAUUUUCGUUAUGAAGAGGAAGAAAGUGAAAAUCUGCGUAUAAGAGCCAAGCUGAAAGUUUUCCGAUAAUUUGCUCAGAUUGUUAAUUUUGGGUAAGUUCUUUUUCUUAUACUACUACAUCAGAAAUUUCUGCAAUUUGAUUGGCUUAGAGCAGUGGUAUUUCAGCUUAAUUUGAAAUACCUACAUGUGAAAAUUACAAACCUUUUGUGGGUAGUAGUAUAAACAAAUAAUAGCAUGACUUGUACGUGAUAUUUGGCAUAAAUACCACUUGUGAUAUUUCAAAAUUGUCUCAAAUUUCACUCGCCUAACGGCUCGUAAAAUUACGAAUAACAAUUUUGAAAUAUCACUCGUGGUAUUUAUGCCAAAUAUCACUACAAAUCAUGGUAUUACCUAUACUAAUUUCAUGCAACUAACAAUGCGGGCAUUUUGGCAUUAUCGUUACUUAUUAGAAGCCAAAGUGUGUCCCGCUGUUGUUUCUGGGAUCGCGGCGGUCAGGUAUCAGCCAACUGUUGCCAGUAACAUACCCAGACGCCUUUGCGGAAUGUAACUAGGUCCAGUUUCCUUCUCUUUUUUAAGUGCGUAAGAGCACUGUCGGACCGUUGUGCGGGACAUGCUUCGUGAUUAUUACACGGGUUUUAACUCUAGUCUUCUGUGAAGUUUUUAAGGUCUGCAUGUGCUCAAUUGAUAUUUUUAAUGCGAAUAUUCGUUAAAUAAGAGAGUAGUUUUUUAAUACUGACGUAUACAUACGUUCUCUGUAAAACCUAAUGUUUUAAAAUCGCUGUAAUUGACAAUACUAAUGUCAAAAAAUGGUUUAACUUUGUUACCUUUGAUAUAAGAUAAAUCCGUGUUGGACAAUAUAUUUCAUAGAUAAUUGUACAUACCAACAUUGCUUUCAGUUAGCUAAAUCAAUAAAUAUUGUUAAUUAGAUAUCUUGUCUUUGAGUAACUACUGUAAGUGGAAAAACAUCUUCACCUAUUUUGGCAAGAUGGUGCGUGCUGGCCAUCGAAAAGAAGAAAGAACCUUGAAACCUGACCUCAAUAUUGUUUGAGAAGUGGAGUGAGACUGAAAUUUUGUCCAGACAGCUGUGUAACUGGAGCUCUUGGUUUAGUGAGUGAUUGUGUGAAGCGCACAAACUUGGCUCGAAAACUCUUACUCAAUAGGCUGAUUUAGCAACAGAACGCGAACGUCAUUUGACGACGGGAAAGCGCGCGAAAACGACUAAACUCGACUUCCGGUGCCCAAUUUGUCGCUCUGCCAUUGGUCAAAGCAGUUGUUUGAUUUGUGCGCGCCGUCGUCAACUGACGUUCCCCGUUCUGUCGCUAAAUCAGCCUAUUUAAUACCCGGGGAGUACUCCCUUUAAUGGCCUAUGCGAAGAGUUUCCACUCGAAAGAUGUACCCUUAGCUCAGGUCCCAGUGUAUAAGAAAGGGUAGGGAUUUCUCUAGUAGAAGUAUACAAAAGGUUAUGGAGAUCUGUCAUUUUGGUCAGUAAAAAAAGGGCUGCGUCAGUCGUACUCCCCGCACUGUUCAAACUGACAAAUAUCUCUCAUUUCUUCCGCUAUAUUCUUUCGCAGAGUUUGUCAUCGUUUCUGGCAGCGCGUGCUUGCGCGCGCGCACUGCAAAGUCGUUAAUUUUGGUUUGUGACAUCGAUGUUCAGUUUUCAGUUGAUCUGACGCGUGCGAACAGUUGACUUACUUUAGUAGCAAAAGUCCAGAAGAUUUUUAUCAGUACUUAAGACAAGCUCAAGUGAACUUCCUUUAAACAAUGGAAAGAAAAACAACGGGUAAAAGGUAAGACCUAUCUCGACCUAUUUUUGACAUCAAUUGUUUUUAAAGUUAGAGGGAACUGGGUACAACUGCCUAUUGACUUAAUAUUGUAGCAAAAGGAAAAGAAGAAACGCUAUGCAGUUUGAUGAAGACAUCCUGGAAUUAGAAGAAAGAGAGGAACGGGAGGCCUUUUCGGUACGCAAUAGUAAAACUGUGUGUUAUUAGAAUGCAAAUUUCAACAAAGUCUCACAUAGACUGCUGUUAGUGCGCGCCUUCAAGAUGUUUAUUUCAUGUAUACAAACAUAUAUGCAUACAUACAUCACCUUUAUGUAUCCUCAGAUUUACCGUGUAGCUCUUAAACUAGCUCUCUGCCUUCUUGCCGCUGUCCGCACCCAAACAAUGUUUACUAUAAGGGUUAGCUAAUCAUAAGGUUUAAAAUUUGUCAAACAUAUCUUAAGUGUGUCUUUAAAACCACCUUCCAACUUUUGGAAUUACUUAAACAUUUGUUUUUCUUUAUAUGAAGCGCAAUCCCACCAUUGGCAACUAGAUAGGGCAGCUAGUAAACCUCCUUUUGAUAUUUCAAUAGUUGUUUAAAAUAAACUUCAGAACUUGGCUUGUAAAAUUUUACUCAACAUGAUAAUGUGUUCUGUUCUGUAAUUUUAGAUAAACCAGCUCACUUCCCAGGAUUUAGGAAGAGCAUGCGCACCGGCUGAUUACAAAAAUAUCGAAGGUAAGCUUUUUCUUGUCUUGAUGCACCUGCGGUACCUCUAGCGCCUACACGACGGGUGGCGAAUACCGCGGGCACAUCGAGUUGCCCGCAGCAGGGGACUGUUAAAUUAAUUCUCGGCAAGCGCCCCGUAGCCACGAGCCACGUGUAUCUAAGGCUGAUUUGGCUACAGAACGAGAACGUCAGUUGACGACCGCGCGCAAAUCAAACAACUGUAAACAGCGGUAAAUUGCGCACCGGAAGUCGAGUUUAGUCCUUUCCACGCGCUUUUCCCUCGUGAAAUGACGUUUCCGUUCUGUUACUAGCACAGCCUGUUUUAUAUGAUGUGGUCUCUCUCCAUCGCAAAGGUCUGUUUGUGUCGUAGAGAGCCUGGGAAGAGGGAAAAGAGGCAGCCCGCGGGGGAUCAUGGAAAGGGAAAAAAAACGGCCGUUUCGCCAACGAGUCGUUUCGCUAACGUCUUAUGUCGUUCCGCUAAGAAGCGGAACGAGCGCUGUGAAUAUAUAUGCUUCAUUCUCUCGGUCAUGAUACAAAAAAGUGCGAUACGCAUGUAUAUACCUCUUUCUUUCAGCCACUGAUCAGGCGAAAGCGGUUGGAGAACUGACCCAAAACGUAUGCGAAACGACUUCAGACGUCAGCGAACAGGACGUUACGUUGGCGGAACUUCUCGUGCUCGAAACGACCUUCAACCGUUUUUCGGUUAUUGCUAUUUUUAAUCGGGAUACCAAGCGGGAGUCUCUGAGGAGGAAAGGGUGCUGUGGUACAAUUAUUAUAAUUUAUCCUUGGUUUAAAUUUUGCUUUCAAUCGUUUCAAACGCAUUAUCAUCUAUUACCAUGCACUGAAAAGCAAAGGAAAAUUAAAGGGGCUGUGUCACGGCAGUCCAGUUCAUUUUGUUUAAUUUUGCCAAUUACUUGCCCUCAAUCGCUAUGGAACUUAAAGUAAGCAAAGAAAAUACAUGUAAAUGACCAAAUCAGAGAUCUGAGACAAACAAAUAUGUCUCCUCGGCAUUAUUUUUGAAGUUGCAAGCAGCAGGGAUCAACUUUGAAAAAACUGUUGGGCUGAACAGUUUUCAAAAACCCUCAUUUCAAUCCGUUUCAAUCUUCUUCAGUUUUGCCCAUCCGUGGCAUCUGUUGUUUCUGUUAUGUUGUUUUAACCUUCCUUUAACGUUUCAAGCGGUUAUUUUUAUGUUUCUCUUAAUUUAACGGGCAUUUUGUAAUUUCCUAAUUUGGCUGAAUUUCGUGACACAGCUCCUUUAAACAUUGAUUGUUUUAAUCAUUUUCAGAGUUAAUUGAAGAUCCAGUUAAGGAAGAGAAGGAACGAAGACGAAAGGCUGUUGAGAAAUGGACGAAAGAAAGCAAUGAUAAAUUUGCAAGCGGGUAUAAAAAAAAAAUCAAGCAGGAGCCGAUCGAUGGCUUUACCCUGAUGGGCUCCUGAAUCAAGUCAUUUCUUUUAAUCCGAGUUUCCUUUGAUCAAUAUUUAUGUUUUUCUAUGUAGGUUGGCUACAUAUGGCAAAAGAUUCCGAAAGCUCGCCGAGCCCCUUCCAGAAAUGGUACGUUCGGGGGGAUAGGGGAGGUGUACUUCUUAAAAAUGGCAUAUAGGGGUAGGCUCUGCUCGAAAUGGGUACCUUUUUCAGGCCUUAAGUAUCGGCAAGGGGAAAAUGACCUAAAAGGUCAAAAAUACACGUCCACGACGUUUUUUUAUCAAAUUUACUUGGUUUGAUUUGCUUCACAAUUUCUAUUCACAAUUACGGAGGUCUGCUGUGCUUCUGAACUUGCUUACGGGCCUUAACGGCUGUAUGCGACGAGUAGUAACUGUGUGUAUGACCACAAGCUAUUUUCCUCUUUCAGACUGUAGCAGAUUGCGUGGAGCAUUAUUACAUGGCAAAACCGUGUUACUUCAAUUUUGAAGAGGUUAGUGUGCAACUUUAAAAAGAUAAAACCUUACUGGUACGCUCACAUUUUAAUAGCCUGUGUACAGACCCUCCACCUCCUCCCCUCAGUUUUUUCUGUGGGGAGAGGGGGUGGGUCUGUACCAGGGUCACAUUUUAAAUUAGCCGGCGUCAGCUACAUUUUGGGUACCCAAGGUUCGAACAAGCAACUCGUGCGGGAGCGCUGGCACUAGUACUUGCACAUAAUGGCUUAGGGGAGGGGUAGGUGGGCAGUUUUCUAGAAACGUAUAAUGAUCCGAUAAGUCUCUAGCAAACUGCCCACCUACCCCUCCCCUAAGGUAACUUUAACACUUGCUUCUCACUUGGGGCAAAAUGUUGGCUUAGGCGAGGGGUAGGUGGGCAGUUUCCCAAAAACUUAAAAUGAUCUUUUCUAACUUGGUUUCACUCUUUUGCUCUGUUAACUGUUAGUGGACAGCUCAAGAACAAAUCAAAUCGGAACAUUCCUUGGUGUCAUCAGGAGAGAAAACGGAAGGCAGCCCGUCAUCAAAUGUGGAUCAAACAUCAGAGGGCAAACCUAAGUCUUCUUUGCAUGAUCCUCACACAUCAUCAUCAUGCACUCCAUUUGAACUUACGCCUGGCUCGAGGACUUGUGAACCGUCACAUGUUACAGAAAACGGGAAGUUUAAGAUGCCAUCUGUCGAUGAAGAAAAAGAGUCAGAUGUUAAACUAACUGAAUAA
Porites lobata is the source of this 25944-nucleotide messenger RNA. The record is from the annotation of a GenBank genome assembly. Lineage: Eukaryota; Metazoa; Cnidaria; Anthozoa; Scleractinia; Poritidae.